AUGACAUCGGAAUCUAGGAUUGUUGCACUCGCACGCGGCAUUCUGGAGCAUACAUCCGCUGUGGAUGUUUACCUGCAUAAAAACGGCCUUCCGAGACACACUGAGAAUGGCGACCCUGACAACAAACCUCCAUGGGGGCCUAUACCAGACGCGGCAGCCGCGGAAUCGCGACAACAAGUGAUGGAUGCUUGCGAGGAGCUGCGUGGACUCCUUGGAGGCCCUGUCUUGCCACUCAUCAUUGAUUGGACAAGGCCGGCGAUUCUACGUGUCGUUAUACAGCUGCGGUUGGCAGAACUGGUCCCGUUACACCCCCUCGGUAGUGCCGCAGGCACGCCCUUUUCCACUAUAGCCGCCAUGACGCGCCCGGAGAUCAGUGAAAGCUGUUUCCGCCGAAUUAUUCGUCAUGCCACAGCACACGGUAUUUUUUGCGAACCUUCUGAAGGGCUUGUGGCUCACAAUACGACAUCGAUGCUGUUAAUCCGCGAGCCUCUCCUCAAGGAUCUAGUUACAUACGGCAUGUUCGACAUGUUGCCUGCGGGCAUGAGGCUAGCUGAUGCCUUGCAAAGAUUUCCAGACGGUCACGAUCCCAAAGACACCGGUUUCGCGUUGGCGAACCUUGAACGGGAGCUUAUGUCACUUGAUGCCGCCACGAAGAACACAAAUAUUCCCUCGGCGCUGUCGCAGCGGAAAAGCCUAUGGCACGUCCAUUCGCAAGAGCCAGAGAUGGCAAGACGGUUCCAUAAUGUCAUGACGCAGGAAUUUAUCAGUGAAAAUGUUUACUUGGAAGACUUCUCUGGCCAAUUAAAUAUUGAAGGAAAAAAGAUAGUGGAUGUUGGGGGAGGAAGAGGUUCGCUCGCAGUUCAAGCUGCCAGCAAAAUUCCCACCACAAUGUUUGUGAUACAAGAUUCCGAGCAGAACGCUAGAGAAGGACAAAAUUCUCUACCUGCUGAUCUCCAAGAAAGGGUAAAAUUCAUGGCGCAUGAUUUCUUCUCCCCACAGCCGGUCAAAGAUGCCGAUAUUUACUUCUUCCGUUGGAUUCUGCAUGACUGGAGUGAUGUUCAUGCGGUGGAGAUCAUACAAAGCCUUAUUCCAGCAAUGCGGCCCGGUGUGAGAGUAAUUUUAAACGAACUGGUAAUACCCAGGCCGGGCGCCGUCUCCGACAAGGUAUUCAAAUCGUUGAUAAACUAUGAUCUUGCGAUGAUGGCUUUAUUCAAUGGACAAGAACGUAGCUUGUUAGAGUGGCAGGAACUCUUCCAGAAAGCGGACCGGAGAUUCAGGUUUGUAGCCUGCAGAACUAAGAGCCCAAAAGAUUUAUCUAUUAUUGAGUUUGAAUGGGACAGUCGGCUACAUGCUACUAUUCAAUAA
Molecule: messenger RNA, 1365 nt
Organism: Colletotrichum truncatum
Lineage: Eukaryota; Fungi; Ascomycota; Sordariomycetes; Glomerellales; Glomerellaceae
Product: sterigmatocystin 8-O-methyltransferase
Molecular function (GO): O-methyltransferase activity
Source: RefSeq, a predicted model, not a curated record